AUGGCCAUCACGACGAAUUGGGCUUUGUAUCUCCUUGCUGCCAAUCCAGAAGUUCAGGAAUGGUUACGCGAGGUGAUACUUGCUGUGGUUAUCAAGGAUGAUAAUAUUCAAUCGAAAUAUCAAGAGUAUUAUCCGAAAUUGAAUCGUUGUCUAGCUGUUCUGCUCGAAACUCUUCGGCUCUUUAACCCCCUGAUAGGAAUCGCUAAAUUAACAGGUGCGGAACCGCAACCUCUUACACUCAAUGGAAAAACCAUCGUCAUCCCAUCAAAUACGCACCUGAUACCUAAUAUCAACGCAAUGCACUCGCACCCGAAAUAUUGGGGUCCUGAUGCACUUAUCUGGCGUCCUAAUCGUUGGGUUCUCAGCCGGGAUUUAGAUUCCGAAACUCAAAGUCAAGAGGAAAACCUUCCGAAUAAAUCGAUUAAUCCCAAAUCAACACCAGAAGAAGAAUUUCUCUUCUCGCCACAGAAAGGUACGUAUGUUCCUUGGUCAGAAGGAGCACGCGCGUGUCCGGGGAAAAAAUUCGGGCAGGUAGAGUUUGUGGCGACGAUGGUUUCGUUGUUUAGAAAAGAUCGGAUUGAGGUGGUUCCUGAAAAGGGAGAAAGUCUUGAAGAGGCAAGGAAAAGAGCCGAGAAGAGUGUAUGGGAUAGUGAGAUUGUUUUGUUGUUACAGAUGAAGAAACCGGAAUUGCUCCGAGCUCUUCACCCAAGCUCUACAUCCACCGAACCUAUUCUCUCAGUUGGUCUUUCGUCAGGUCAUGUACAAUGUUUUCGAUUGCCGGCUGCUGAAGCUGCUGCCGAGGAUGAAGAUGGAGAUACGAGUGUGGUGAGUACGGGGACUAGUACUAUCGAUACGGAAUGGAGAACUAGGAGACACAAGGGAAGUUGUAGGACUUUGGGGUAUAGUCAUGAUGGUGAAGUUCUCUACUCCGCCGGCACCGAUUCCCUCCUCAAAGGCGCCGCAUCUUCCACCGGCCAAGUAAUCUCCAAAAUCCUCAUCCCGAACACCAACACCGAUAAACUCGAUCCUCCCACCCUUCUCCAUGCCCUCUCCCCUCAAACUCUCCUCCUAGCCACCGAUUCCUGCGCUCUCCAUCUCUACGAUCUCCGCGACAAUUCUUCUUUCAAAUCUGAUACGGUUAAAGUUUGGCAAGAAAAGGUCGAGGAAGAAGAGGAAGAAGAAGAAGAGGAAGAGGAAGAGCAAGAAGAUAUCGAGGAUAAAGACGAUGUCAUGGGUGAUGGUGGAAAACGCGCAUUGGAAAAAGACAGUGAUGAUAGUGAUGCCAAGGCAGAUAGCAGUGAUGAGGAAGAUGGUGGCCGCAAGAAACGCAAGAAGAAGAAGAGGGGAAAGAAAGGUCAGGUUGAAAAUGGAAUUUUGAAGUUCAAGGGCAUGGAGUAA
Botrytis fragariae is the source of this 1398-nucleotide messenger RNA. Its product is annotated as putative cytochrome p450 monooxygenase protein. The record is from RefSeq and is a predicted model, not a curated record. Gene Ontology annotation, molecular function: monooxygenase activity; iron ion binding; heme binding. The transcript is spliced from 5 exons. NCBI's taxonomy places the organism in Eukaryota, Fungi, Ascomycota, Leotiomycetes, Helotiales, Sclerotiniaceae. Bases 1 to 1398 code for a protein of 465 amino acids.